Cucurbita moschata (crookneck pumpkin) is the source of this 2346-nucleotide messenger RNA. RefSeq names its product UDP-glycosyltransferase 73C1-like. The transcript has 5 exons. Lineage: Eukaryota; Viridiplantae; Streptophyta; Magnoliopsida; Cucurbitales; Cucurbitaceae. The record is from RefSeq and is a predicted model, not a curated record. Gene Ontology annotation, molecular function: UDP-glycosyltransferase activity. Bases 643 to 2346 code for a protein of 567 amino acids.
AUGCCUACAUUAGAACAGAUGGAAUAUACAGGCACAAGAACGAUCUGCUCAUUGAAUUCCCUUUGAGGAUUACCCAAUUUCAUUACAAAUUUUGCAGUAAACCAAUUCACUUCCAUGUAACUUCAAUCAAAAGAAGAAGGAUCGAGAUAGAAACAAAUUGGGUUUUCUGUAGACACCGCCGAUGCUAAUUUUUAGGCCCAACAUUCCCUAAACUAGAAGAAUCCCAUCUCCAUAUCCCUCCAUUAAAUCACCUUCCAUUGCCGAAGGGGACCCCCCCACGCCCACGAACAGUGGUGCAAAAUCCGGUUCUUGGGUCAGCCCUGAUUGCCUCACCUCUCCGACUCGCUUCAUUACUGAUCUUCUCGGCGCUGCUCUUUUUCUUUCCCUCUUCAAUUGGAUGAAUGACUAUGGACCCAUUUACAGGCUCGCCGCUGGCCCUAGAAAUUUUGUCGUGGUUAGUGACCCCGCCAUUGCUAACCACGUUCUCAGCAAUUAUGGGACUCACGCUAAAGGGCUUGUUUCUGAUGUCUCCGAGUUCGUGUCUGGGUCGGGUUUCGCGAUUGCAGAAGGCCCUCUUUGGACGGAGAAGUGUUGAAGAACUCAUUGCAAAUUGCAAAGAAAUUGUGGAAACUGAGGAGGAACAUGUGGAUGACGCUGAUCCAAGCUUCCUUUGAUUUUUGCUGGCCAGUACACAAGAGGUUUGGGAUGAAGCAGAGGAGUUUAUUCCAGAAUUAUUUGACUUGGAAGGUCCUGUCCCUAAUGAAAACGAUACAGAUUUCGGCCGCUACGGCCGCCGCCGCCAAACACCUCUUCUCCAACACACCCCAUCCGAUGGCUUCCUCAAACUCCUCGAACAAUAGCGAGGUUGUUCACUUCGUGUUGUUCCCUUUAAUGGCAAGAGGCCACACCAUUCCCAUGGUAGACAUCGCCAAGCUCUUAUCCCAAGCCUCUCCCUUUGUUCAUGUCACCAUUUUGACCACUCCCCACAACGCCACUCGCCUCAAGAAUUCCCUACUAUCUCAUCCCCGAAUCCGUCUCACCCUCCUCCAACUAUGUAACGCCUACCAGCACAUGGACCACCUUCCCUCCUUCAACCACUCCCUCUCUUUCUUGUCCUCUCUGGCUCACGACCUCCAACCCCAAGCCCUCGCCCUCUGCAAAGCCCUCUCCCCAAAACCCACCUGCAUUAUCUCAGACAUCUGCCUCCCAUGGACCCUCCACAUAGCUUCCCAUAUUGGGGUCCCUUGGCUGUCCUUCAACGGAGGCUCCUGUUUUGGCAAUGUCGCCAUGUCCAAGAUUCUGGGGUCGGGGAUUUGCGAGACGGUUGCGUCCGAUGGGGAGUAUUUUGAAGUCCCCGGGUUGGAGCAUAGAAUAGAGGUCAGCAAGGCUCAGUUGCCCAUUGGAUUUAUGAGUGAUGGGAUGAUGAAAUUCAUUCAGCUUAUUGGAGAGGCUGAGAGGAAGGCUUAUGGGAUGGUUGUGAAUAGCUUUGAGGAACUUGAGGGUUGUUAUGUACGUGAGUUGAAGAAAAUGAGAGGGGAUAGAGUUUGGUGUAUUGGGCCUGUUUCUUUGUGCAAUAGACGCUAUGAGGACAAAGCUGAAAGGGGUAGCGUUACUUCAAAGGACAGCAGAAAUGAUGAAGUCAUGAUAUGGCUGGACUCGCAACAUCCAAACUCAGUGCUGUAUGUUUGUCUUGGGAGCCUGCACAACUUAAAAACCCCACAACUAAUAGAGCUAGGGUUGGGGUUAGAAGCAUCAAAGAAGGCAUUCAUAUGGGUGGUGAGGGCCUCAAACAAACUGGAAAAAUGGAUUGAAGAAGAGGGUUUUGAAGAGAGAAUGAAAGGAAGAGGGGUCAUCAUAACAGAUUGGGCUCCACAGCUAUUGAUAUUAUCACACCCUGCCAUUGGGGGAUUCCUUACUCAUUGUGGUUGGAACUCAGUCCUUGAGGGCGUAGCUGCUGGCUUGCCAAUGCUCACUUGGCCUCUAUUCUCAGACCAAUUUCUGAAUGAGAAAUUUGUGGCUGAUGUUUUGAAUAUAGGUGUGAAAGUUGGCGCCCAAUAUCCAGUGAUGAAAAUGAAAGAGGAAGAGGAGGAGGAGGAGGAGGAGGAGGAGGAAGAGGAGGAGGAGGAGGAGGAGGAGGAGGAGGGGAUGGUAGAGGUGAGGAAAGAAGAUGUUAGGGAAGGCAUUGAAAGGGUGAUGGGGGAAGGAGAAGAAGCUGAGGAAAGAAGGAAGAAAGCAAGAGAAGUUGGGGUUAUGGCUAAUAAGGCCUUGGAAGAUGGUUGCUCUUCUCACCUCAACAUUGCAUUAUUGAUUGAUGACAUGCUGAAACCAAACAACAUUUCAACCUAA